Messenger RNA from Acanthochromis polyacanthus (spiny chromis), 1973 nucleotides. Its product is annotated as DNA repair protein XRCC4-like. The transcript is spliced from 8 exons. The record is from RefSeq and is a predicted model, not a curated record. Bases 118 to 1128 code for a protein of 336 amino acids. Gene Ontology annotation, biological process: positive regulation of ligase activity; double-strand break repair via nonhomologous end joining; immunoglobulin V(D)J recombination. NCBI's taxonomy places the organism in Eukaryota, Metazoa, Chordata, Actinopteri, Pomacentridae. Gene Ontology annotation, cellular component: nucleus; DNA ligase IV complex; DNA-dependent protein kinase-DNA ligase 4 complex. Gene Ontology annotation, molecular function: DNA binding.
UGACGUAUUCCCCAGCUGCCCGGUGCAGUGUUGUUUUGCUAGCGGCUUUUCCAAACAUCAAACAUCACAUUUCUUAUUGAAAACAAACCAGAGGACCGUGGUGGUGCAGCUUCAGGGAUGCACACAUCGGUGCGUGAAAUCCUCGUCUCUUCAGAGCCUGACUCCUCCUACUUCUUGCGCUUGGACUGGGAGGGGCGGGACUUAGCUUCAGGCUUCCAGUGCACGCUGACUGAUGGACAGGCUGCAUGGAGAGGAGCAGUUAGCGAGGCGGCGGUGUGCAGUGAAGCCGAGGAGCUGGAGAUGCAGAUGGAGCGCUACAUCCAGGACCUCCAACGGGCGCUGACGACGGCAGAAAGCUCCACCUCCUACAGCUUUAGCCUGACACCAAGUCCACCAACCCACAGCUCCGCGGUAACGCUGUCGUACGAGAAGAUGCAGAAGGACCUCUCAUUCAGGUUGGGCUGCGUGAUGCUGGAGGCCGUUGCAGAGCCAGCGGAGGCAGUGAGGGAGUUACUGACUCACAGUCUGCACAAAGGAAACACUCUGCAGCACCACAACCAGAAACUGCAGGAGGAGAACCAGAGACUGAGACGAGAACAGCAACGCAUCGCUGCAGAGCUGAAGCGUUAUGCUCAUGGUAAAGAGGCCCUGGAGGCAGAGCUGUACUCUCGCUUUGUCCUGGUCCUAAACGAGAAGAAAGCCAAGAUCCGCAGUCUGCAGGAAACCGUCACCACGCUGCAGGACACAAGGACUUCGGACAAGCAGAAGAAGAGGGAUCCAGAGCAGUCAGACCAAACAGCAGGUCAGGACGAUGAAUAUGGAGGCAGCACAGAUGAGGAGCCAGAGGAGGUGCAGCCGGCUCCAGCCUCCGAUUUACAAUCCCGGGCGUCCUCUACUCCGAGCCCAUUGGAUGACAGCCUGCGUGACAUCACAGAUGUGGCUCCAUCUCGAAAGCGUCGCUUCCGUCAUCUUGGGGCUUUAGGACCCACAGUUAAGAGACUGGACCCAGAGACAUCUCAGAGGACCAGCAGCGACUCUGCAGGAUCCAGUAAGCUGCUGACUCCCCAGCGCUCUGCAGAUGCUGCGGCAGCAAGUUCAGCAGUCGAGGACCUGUUUGAGGACUUCUAACUGCAGACCGCUGCACAUGAACACGACUACAGCAUGGAUUUAUAUAGGCAGGAAUCAUAUUUUUGGAUGGAAUGAACGGAUUCAGGGUCUGUUUAUAUGGAACAGUGCAAACACAGGGUGACAUUACAGUAAAGGACAAUAAAUGGGCGUCAAGUGUGUGAAACUGGGGUUGUCUGAUAUUUGGUAGAAGUUUAAAAUUGAUAAUAAUAGUUAAUAAAUGACUGGCCAAUGUUUUUUUUACCUGUAAAAAUUAGUAAACAAAAAUCUGUGUGUAUUUUAAACACUGGAAAGGUUUUGCUUUUGUACCAUGCUUCACGGACAGAUUUCUAUAUAUUUAUAAUUUUGUCAUUUUAAUAUUUGUGCCAAUAAACUGCAACACCUCAAAGCACAAUGAUGUCAGUCGAGAGAGAAUUACUAAAGGAAAGCCAGAGGUCUUCACAGGUCCUCUUGGUUCUGAGUUAACCCUCAAACAUCAAUGUAAAAAUGUUACACAGAGAUCCUUAAGGACAAAAAUACCCUCGUCUGUAAAAUAUUUUCCACUUUCACAGAGUUAGACGUCUUACCCACCAUCUUCUUCUCCUCCAUAUUUCCAUGAUUGUUUAAUGAAUGACUUCAAUUCCAUCGUCAGUGAGAGAUGAGUGCCAUACUAUUAGCUAGUUUUUAUCUUAUCAAGUGUAAAUUUGUUUAAAUUACAUAAAUGUGUUAAAUUUUGCUCACAUCUCGCAUUUAAAGUGGGUUCUCAGUAAAGGAGACGAUUUUUUAUGUCCUUGUUAUGAGGAGAGACUGUAAGGAGAUAUUCCGUCAUUCACGCUUUUCUCAUAGUCAUUAAAAUAGUUAGUUUUUGA